Molecule: messenger RNA, 604 nt
Organism: Aspergillus eucalypticola CBS 122712
Lineage: Eukaryota; Fungi; Ascomycota; Eurotiomycetes; Eurotiales; Aspergillaceae
Exons: 2
Coding region: 12-443 (143 amino acids)
Source: RefSeq, a predicted model, not a curated record
CUACGCCCAUCAUGCCCAGAAUCUUCCCCAGCUUCAAGCUCCCCCUCCCCGCCCUAACCACUAUAACCACCACAACCCUCCUCCUUCUUACACCCCACCAAACAACAGCCUACUUCUACAAAUACCCCGCCCUCUUCGUCUACAAAGACACCAACUGCACCGAUAUCUCCUUCUCGCUGGUGUACCCCAGCCUCGGUGACUGUAACGGCGGGUACUAUGACUACGCGGGCUCAUUCCAGAUGUUCAAUAUUUACGCCGCGUAUACCUGUAACGACAGCGACACGACACUUACGUUCGAAAUGUAUAAUAGUUCUGGAACGGAUUGCGGAGAUGAGAGUGAUUUAUUGUUUAGGCAGCCGGUGACGGAGGAGUGUACGGCUGCGGAAGUGGAGAGCCCUGGGCCGUUGGAGAUGCCGGUUUGGUUUGAGUUGGGGUGUAUGUGAUGGAGGUUUUCGGGGGGAGGGGUGGAUGUUAAUCUCAUCAUAUUUUCACAUACAACGAUGAGGCGCUACGGGUGAAACCUGUUUCUUUCCGCCCGGAUAUUUAUAUAUGUCGCUGUAUGGAGGGUUAGUUGCCCAUAGAUGACUGCCGACGCAUGUACGAU